This is a messenger RNA of Didymella exigua CBS 183.55, 1578 nucleotides long. RefSeq names its product MFS general substrate transporter. The transcript is spliced from 2 exons. Lineage: Eukaryota; Fungi; Ascomycota; Dothideomycetes; Pleosporales; Didymellaceae. Gene Ontology annotation, molecular function: transmembrane transporter activity. Gene Ontology annotation, biological process: transmembrane transport. The coding region runs from base 1 to 1578 and encodes 525 amino acids. The record is from RefSeq and is a predicted model, not a curated record.
AUGGAGCGUGGCCGUGAAAAUGGCUCGGUUGAGAGCCAGCAGCAAGCUUCGACACCAGCUGAGAAGGAUCCAGGUGCCGUCGUUGCCAGUAGCGGCUCAUCAGUUCGGAGCGAAGGUGGCCGUAGCACACUCGUUCCACUCAAGAUGAAGCUUAUCUCAAUUCUGCUCGUCUCUGCCAUUGGCUUCGGUUCCCACUGGAGCAGCGGCGUGACUGGUGCGAUGAAGAGCACGCUGAAAAAGCAACUGCACAUCAACAACGCACAGUAUGCGGUGCUCGAUGCGUCUGAGGAUUUCAUGAAGACAGCCUUGAUCUUGAUCAGUGGACUCGUCACUGACAGAAUUGGUGGUGCCAGUGCUAUGCUCUGGGGCAACGCAAUCUUCAGCGUCGGCGCUAUCUUCGUUGCAGCAGCCACCACCGUGCGCUCGUACAAGUUCAUGAUCUUCGGAGUUGUUGUUCAGGCCUUCGGCGACAUUGCUACCCAAGUCGCUCAGUACAAGGUUUUUAGCUCCUGGUUUGCACCUUCGGACGGCUUCGCGUCAACUCUGGCCUUGGAACUCGGUAUCGGUAAAAUUGGGUCUUUCGUAGGCAAAGCCACCGCCAACAUUAUUGCGAAGAACACCGGUGACUUCAGCUGGGUGUAUUGGACUGCUGUGUUCAUGAACAUCUUCACUAACAUUGUCACGCUGGUGUUCUGGUUUUUUACCAAGUGGUGCAACAAGACCUACUCUGGCAUGCGCGAUCCAGCGACGGGAGAGAGACUCACGGAAAACAACAAGAAAUUUGAGUUCAAGAAGAUGCUGCAGCUGCCAUGGACGUUCUGGGCUGUUAUUUGCUUUUCGCUCUUCCAGACCAGCACAGCCGGCAUCUAUAAUCAGAACGCCACUGAAUUGGCCGAACAGCGCUUCGACAUCGACGCAGUCACUGCGGGCUGGUACUCAGCUAUGUCGCAGUACCUGGGCUUCUUCCUCAUUCCGCUCAUCGGCAUAUUCAUCGAUCUUCUCGGCAAUCGGAUAUCGCUCAUGGUCGUCUGCGCAUGCGGUAUGCUGCUGUCCAUGUGCUUGACUGCCUGGGGUCCAACGAUUGGCGGCACAGCUGCCUCCUUCGGUAUCUAUGCGGUCGCAACGUCAUUCGGUCCUACCGUCAUCAUUGACUCCAUCCGUACUACCAUGUGGUAUCAAGAAGUCUUCGGCUCCGGCUACGCGGUCAAGAUCGCCGUUAACAACAGCAUGACCAUCUUCGUGCGCAUUAUCACAGGUGUCAUUCAGGACCGCGACAACAACUCCUACGACAACGUUGUCAAGGGCUACGUUUUCCUCUCUGCAGGCUCUGUUGUUAUUGGCUGCACAUUGCUGGCGGCUAGCUACUGGACAGUCGAUCUGAAGAUACUGCAGUGGACGAAGAAGCAGCGUAUGGCGAAUGGCGAGACUAUCAAUGACAGGAGGAGGAUGUUUGAGAAAGGUGAGGUGGGCGUUAGAAACAGGAAGAUCAGUAUGACUUUGUUCAUUGCUCUCAUUGUAUUCAUCUUGGGCGCCUGGGCAGCGUACUUCUGGGGCGUGGCCACUGGCCACAACAAAUGA